This is a messenger RNA of Prunus avium (sweet cherry), 519 nucleotides long. Lineage: Eukaryota; Viridiplantae; Streptophyta; Magnoliopsida; Rosales; Rosaceae. The record is from RefSeq and is a predicted model, not a curated record.
AAAGAAGAGGUCUCUGAUGGUCGGCAUUGUCUGUGAUAUUUUCAAUAUCAUAAUGUACGGUUCUCCUCUUACAAUCAUGGCAAAGGUUAUCAAAACCAAGAGUGUGAAAUACAUGCCAUUUUACCUCUCAUUGACCAACUUCCUAAAUGGUUGCUGCUGGACAGCUUAUGCUCUCAUCAAAUUUGACAUCUACAUGCUGGUCAGCAAUGGUCUUGGUGCAGUUUCUGGUGCUAUUCAACUCAUACUUUAUGCAGCGUACUGCAAGUCAACUCCAAAAGACGACGAUGACCUUGCUGGAAAGCCUACUACUACCGAAGUGCAGCUCUCGAAUACAAAUGCAGCUGCUGCUGCUAGAGUCUGAUAAUUACUCUGCAUCUGCACAUCAACUUCCUAGUUUUAACUUCUCAUCUCCUUAGGUUAAUUUUGAUAUGGAAAAAGCAAGUACUUUAUUUCUUUUUUGGGAUUAAUUUUCUGGUUUAGAAUUGUAAAUAUACAUUUUUGUUGAGCGGCUGCGCCAAG